UUGCCGCCGCCGCCGCCAAGCGCGGAGGGAUACAGAGCAGGAACCUUGAACGUGGCGGUGCUGAGGCCCCGAAGCCCAAAAAAUGUCUGCCUGAGGGGAGGCCCCGCAAGUUCCGUCGAGACGGGGAGGGGGAGCAAGAAAGGCAGACCGGCAGGCACGGGAGGGGGAAGGAAAGGGAGGACACGGGCGGCAGGCGACGGAGCGGCCGAGAGCGAGGAGGGGAGGAGGAAGAAAGAAAAGGAAGGACGGGCUGAGGGAGAGGAGAGCGCGCGGCAUUCUCGCCCCUCCGCUCCGUCUUCCUCCGCUGCUGCUGCUGCUGCUUCUCUCCUGACUGACUCCGGGGCGGUGGCGACGCUGCCGCCGCCGCCGCUGCCUUAGAAGGAGAAGAGCCACUUGGACCCGGGCAGCGGGGCCGGGAACCGGGACUCUCCGUAAGUGGAUGAAGAUGAAUCCUCAGCAGCAGCGGAUGGCCGCUAUAGGGACAGACAAGGAAUUGAGCGACCUGCUGGACUUCAGCGCGGUAGGAUAUUCUUCGAAGGCUUCUUAUGGCUUCUCCACGAUGUUUUCUCCACCUCUUAAUAGUGGGAAAACUAGACCAACAACACUAGGAAGCAGCCAGUUCAGUGGAUCAGGGAACAACUGCACCCAAGCGUCUUGGAUGAUAUAGAAGAACUCCAUGAAACAGAAUAAGCAAGUAUGGGAGAACGAACAGGUGCUGCAUCUUGGGGAGCAAGUGGUCAAUCAAGUCCUUCAUAUGAACCUACAAGGGAAAAUGGUGGCCUCCUUGGAAAAAGCUCAGAUCUCUCAACAGCUCUUGAGAAGCUGAAACAUGAGGAGGGCUUUACAGACAGCCCUCAUUAUGGUGAUCACUUGAAUGAUAGUCGAUUAGGCCCUGAUGAAGGAUUGUCCCCGACACCUUUCAUGAACUCAAAUCUGAUGGGAAAGACAUCAGAAAGAACUCCAUUUCCAUUGUUUGGUCGAGAACCAGGACUCUCAGGCUGUCAGUCAAGUCUGAUUCGAUCAGAUAUUGGGCUUGGAAGUCCAGGUCUGAUGUCCUCGGGAAAAGCCGGAACAUCAUAUUACCCAUAUCCUUCCACAAAUCCACGACGAAGAUCACUUCAUGAUUCAUCUUCUCUUGAUUCUCUACAGACCAAGAAAGUAAGAAAAGUGCCCCCAGGUUUGCCUUCAUCUGUUUAUGCGCCAUCUAAUUCAGAUGACUUUAAUAGAGAAUCUCCAAAUUACCCGUCUCCUAAACCACCAAGCAGUAUGUUUGCUAGCACUUUCUUUUUGCAAGAUGGGACUCACAGUGCUUCAGACCUUUGGAGCCCUUCCAAUGGAAUGAGCCAGCCUGCCUUUGGUGGAAUGCUAGAAAGUUCCUCCUCUCACAUGUCACAGUCCGGCAGUUAUGGCAGUCGACACACACAUGACCGCUUGAGCUAUCCCCCACAUUCAGUCUCCCCAUCGGAUAUAAAUGCCAGUCUUCCUCCGAUGUCUAGCUUCCACCGGGGCAGUACCAGCAGUUCAUCGUAUGUUGCCUCACACACACCACCUGUCAAUGGAUCAGAUAACAACAACAUACUGGUCAACAGAGGCAAUGCUGCUGGAAGCUCACAGACUGGGGAUGCUCUUGGAAAAGCCUUGGCAUCUAUUUAUUCACCUGAUCACACUAGCAGUAGUUUCCCUUCAAAUCCUUCAACACCUGUUGGAUCACCAUCACCUCUCACAGGUGCCAGUCAGUGGUCAAGGACUGGAGGACAAGCCCCUUCCUCUCCAAACUAUGAAAAUUCUCUGCACUCUUUGAAAAAUCGAGUUGAGCAACAACUUCACGAGCAUUUGCAAGAUGCUAUGUCAUUCUUAAAGGAUGUCUGUGAGCAGUCCCGGAUGGAGGAUCGCUUGGACAGACUCGAUGAUGCCAUCAAUGUGCUGAGGAGCCAUGCGGUGGGGCCUUCAACGAGCCUGCCGAGCGCCCAUGGAGAGAUACAUAGUUUACUGGGAUCUUCCCACAAUGGGCCAGUUAGUAGUUUGAACUCAAAUUAUGGAGCAUCCAGCCUUGUAACCACCAGUCGGCAAGCCUCAAUAGUCAGUGCACACCGAGAAGACAGUGUCAGCCUCAGUGGCAAUCAUUCGGGAUUGUCCAGUGCCCUUUCUGCUCAGAAUUCUGAACUAAACCACAAAGCACAAGAAAGCUACAGAGUGCUGUCAUCUGGGUUGCCGAACCACUCAGUAGCAUUAGGUCCGGCUGAGAUCAAGUCAGAGCACAAGGAGAAAGAUGAAAACACACAUGAACCUGCCUCCUCUGAUGAUAUGAAAUCUGAUGAUGAGUCCUCCCAAAAGGAUAUCAAAAUCUCAUCAAGAGGAAGAACAAGCAGCACUAAUGAAGAUGAGGAUUUAAAUCCGGAACAAAAGCUGGAGCGGGAGCGAGAGAGGCGGAUGGCCAACAAUGCUCGUGAGCGCUUGCGGGUCCGAGAUAUUAACGAAGCAUUCAAAGAGCUGGGCCGUAUGUGUCAACUUCAUCUGAAGAGUGAGAAACCUCAGACCAAGCUGCUUAUUCUUCACCAGGCUGUGGCAGUCAUCCUCAGUCUCGAGCAGCAAGUCAGAGAGAGGAACCUAAACCCAAAAGCAGCCUGCCUUAAGAGAAGGGAAGAAGAAAAAGUUUCUGCCGUAUCGGCAGAGCCACCAGCAUCACAUCCAGGAAGCCAUCCUGGACUUAGUGAAACUACCAACCCUAUGGGUCAUAUGUAAACAACAGCCAGAAUUCCAGAAUCAUGGGGAGGAAACCUAGAAGGUGACCUGCUUUUCUUCACAAGGACACAGACUCAAAAUUGAACGAAGACACAUCUGAUAGGAGACACAAGAAACCCAAAUGCAAUUAUAUGGUUAAAGUAACUGGUGACCAACUGCAUCAGGGUGAUGAUGCCAACAGCAUCUCCUCCUGAUAGAAUUUCAGCACCAGAAAUAUUCUGUGCAUCUCCUCCUCCUCCUCCUCCUCCUCCUCCUCCUUGUCCUCUUGCAAGCAGCAUGCCGCUCCAGCACAAUCAGAGACUCUUUGAUCCCUCCACUCGCUGUGGAAGUUGCCUUGUGCCUAAACUGAAUUGACAAAUGCAUUGUAACUACAAAUUGUUAUUUAUUUGUAAUGGAACUGUGAAGGUCUACAUAUGAAGGGAAAUGUUAAGCUGUUCAAAGCUGAUGGGAGUUCAGCUGAGAGGUUGGUGUUAAGAGAGCAGAACCACAAACACUUCUAACCCUUCACAUUCCCAGCAUACUUGUGAAUGUCUUAAAAGAAAGAAGGGACAAGGGCUUCUGUCAUUCUUCCCAUUCCUUUGGCUGUUUGAUGCAUGUUUUCCUUAGUAUGUCUUUUUAUUUUUUAAUGCUUGCCAGCCCUCUCAGGCACAGUUCCUUAUUGCAAAGGUGUUCACGUUCCAAGUGCAAGGCAUGAACCAUACUAUGGUCACAGCGUUUCUUGGAAUGAAAAGAAGUGAUGUACUAUUGAUUUCUCAAACCCUUUAGACAGUUGGGGUUCCUAGUACAAACUUACAAUGUGAACUGUAAAAUGGGGGGGGGGGCAACCAACUUGGAACUGCUUUGUUUUCUAAGCAGUAAGUAUAAGUAAAUGGUUGUAAGCAUAAAAUACAUUAAAAUGCAAAGGAGACUUACUUACCUGUUGUAAAGUCUGGUGAGCAGUCCGAUCUGAAGUUUGUUGUGGCAGGAGUAGGGUGAGUGGAUCUGACCACUGGGAUACAAGAGCAACAGCCAAUCUGUCCUUACACUUUAGCUUAAAAAUUGUCAUCUAGUUUACCUGCAAAGAAGGUUGGGAUGGGAUCCUAUCAACUUCUUGCCAAACAUCUUUGUCCUAGAAAAUAAGCUGCAUCAGCAAUAUCAGAAUAUGCUGCAGCUUGACCUGAAUGGUCCUUAAGUCUUCCCUUCUUGCUCCCUCUUUUGGGGAUAUCCCAGCUCCUUUGAACUUCCAUAAAAGCUGUCUUCCACUGUAGCACCCCAGAGUGUGGCGGAGAGGAA
Molecule: messenger RNA, 4014 nt
Organism: Lacerta agilis (Sand lizard)
Lineage: Eukaryota; Metazoa; Chordata; Lepidosauria; Squamata; Lacertidae
Gene: TCF12
Product: transcription factor 12
Exons: 23
Coding region: 697-2742 (681 amino acids)
Biological process (GO): regulation of transcription by RNA polymerase II
Cellular component (GO): transcription regulator complex
Molecular function (GO): protein dimerization activity; DNA-binding transcription factor activity, RNA polymerase II-specific; RNA polymerase II cis-regulatory region sequence-specific DNA binding
Source: RefSeq, a predicted model, not a curated record